AUGUUUAUUCUUAUUUUUAAUCUUAUUAAACGUAUAUGUUGGCAAGUUUAUCUUCUAUUUACACGACUUCCGCCAACACAAGCAUGGGUAGACCCACGAGAACAAGCACUAAUGGUGAAAUAUAUCCAAAAUUUUAAAAGAAAGCAAAGUCAACAAAAAAUAUCCAUGGUUGAAUUUGGUGCUGGUAGUAGUACAUUUUUCUUCAGUAGUUUUGUUGAUUAUUAUGUUAGUAUCGAACAUAGUCUCGAUUAUUGCCGUGAACUCGAGCGUAUGGCUCAUAAUCAAUCGCAUCGAUCUGUAAAAAUAUUUUAUAUGGGACGUAAUUCAUCUGGAUUUUAUAUAAAACGUUGCUUUGAACAAAAACCAUUGCAAUCUGAUCAGACGUCACGUAUCGAGAUUUAUUGUGUACCACGAAAUGCAUAUUCAUUAGCAGCGUAUCGUUUAUGGGCAACAGGUGGACGUAGUACUUAUACAAUGUACCGUGAUUACAUCGAUUUUCUUUCAGUAUAUUUUCGUGAUACGAAAUUCGACUUUGCUUUUCUUGAUGGGCGUGCACGACCACAAGUUGCUUAUGCUUUAUUAAAACAAUUAAAUGGGCCCAAUGCAAAAGUAUUUAUACAUGAUUGGAAUCAACGUAAAGCGUACCAUAUUAUUGAGCGAGAGUUUUAUAAUAUAAUUGAUCAACAAAUAGAAAGUACUCAAUCGGGCGGCGGAGGUCUUGUAGUAUUAGAAAAGAAGUUCGAAAGCAUUGGACAAAGAAAUAUCAAUGAUAUUGAAUGGAAAUAUGGGAAAGAACCAGAAUGGUGGAUUUAA
This is a messenger RNA of Rotaria socialis, 813 nucleotides long. The record is from the annotation of a GenBank genome assembly. NCBI's taxonomy places the organism in Eukaryota, Metazoa, Rotifera, Eurotatoria, Philodinida, Philodinidae.